Messenger RNA from Patiria miniata (bat star), 2136 nucleotides. RefSeq names its product neudesin-like. Lineage: Eukaryota; Metazoa; Echinodermata; Asteroidea; Valvatida; Asterinidae. The transcript is spliced from 4 exons. Bases 135 to 686 code for a protein of 183 amino acids. The record is from RefSeq and is a predicted model, not a curated record. Gene Ontology annotation, cellular component: endomembrane system; membrane.
CCGUAAAAAUAGUGCCUAGCCGAAAAUCCGGCCAGCCGAAAAUCCGGCCCGAUUUUCGUGCCAAGAUCAGCCUGGUCCAAAUUUACGUCUGGAAGUUCUGUUUAUUUUCAACUUUGUGUUAUUUUUCUUCAGUUAUGGAACUACGGGUUUUGUCGAAUACAUCGCCAGCAUUUGUUGUCUUAUUUUGUUUGUUAGUUUGCAUGAUCUUUCCAAAUGCAUUGGCCUCAGACUCAGAGAAAGACACAUCAGCAAAAAAGACAGCAGACGACGAUGAACAUGAUGAACAUGAUGAACAUGAAAACAAAAUGAACUUGAAGUUUCAAGAGAAGCCGAUGCGUGCUUUCACUGAUGAAGACCUGUCAGUCUAUGAUGGAUCUUUUGAAGGUAGGCCAAUUUACUUGGCUGUGAAAGGUGUUGUCUUUGAUGUAACAUCAGGGAAGGAAUUCUAUGGGAAAGGAGCCACAUACAAUCCUCUGGCGGGCAAGGACUGCACAAGAGCAGUUGCUAAGAUGUCACUGGACCCUCAAGACCUUACUGCAGAUGUUACCGGCCUCUCCAAAGAAGAACUCGACUCGCUGGAUAAAGUCUUCAGGGAGGUGUACAUGGCCAAAUACCCUGUUGUGGGUCAUAUGUCCUUCACAGCCGUUGACAUGGAUGCAGAGCCACUAUACAGGACGGAAUUAUAACGUACGCUUCCCAGCUGGCUGGUUUCCCAGGGAAGUAGUCGAGUCUAUCACAAGUCCCUGCAAGUGCCUGCAAGUCCAUCAUUGCAACUCUUCCAGUGUCAUUUCAAAUCACUAAGCUGUUCCAAUGAGCGUUGACAAAGGCAUUCCUUUGUUAUUGUUCAUCUACUGUUUCUUGUGACCGGACUUGUGAUUUACUUGUGACUGCACUUGUGAUGGACUCGACUUCAUCCCUGGUAGUUCUGCAUCUGAAGUAUCCAGUGACAUUGCAAUUUUGAUGAUUAUUUUGUACUUUGUAAUAUUUUUGUCUUGUAAUUAGUGAGUUUGAGGCUGUUAGAAAUGUUGGGACUACUUUUACACGUGUAUUCCUUUUUUUUUCUAAUGAAUAAAAAAACAACACCUGAAAAGUGUGUCUAACUCCAGCUCUUAUUUAUUUUCUAGAAUUAAAUGUAUCCAUUGUAACUUUUAACGUCAACUAAAUUCGAUUGAUCAUCAUUCUCGAUAUUCCUGUUUCACAUGAAUUUCUAUCUUCAUUAUCUUACAUUUUUUUCUCCCCUCUUCUACACCCAAUAAACCUGAAAUGAGUGAAGAUAUACACUGUGUAGUGCCUUAAGUAGAAGUUUUGAAUAUAUAAUGUGACACCUACUGCCUUUUUUAUACCCAAAUUAAUCACAAAACUUGUGCCUUGUUGAUAACAUGUAUAUUUUGAAGGAUUCAAUUAACUUAUUGUGUAAACCAAAUAUACUUUAAAUCUCAUAUUCAUUGUGUAAUUGCAAUGAGAUUGGACAAAACUCAGUCUCUUGUGUUUGCUUUGACCAUGCCAUGGCUCUUUAUCAUUUGUAUGAACAUUAUAUGUAUAUUCCAUCCAGCCAGCUUAAUGAUGCUGCUGAAUCAUGAAGAUAAGUGGGAGGAAAAUAAAUGCCUUGGUAAAGUGUUCAACUGUUUUCUUAGAAAUAACUAAAACGGUGGAAAAUUACUGCUGUGGUGGUUGAGAUUUUGGUGCUGGUUGGGAAUCAUCACUGUUGGAAUUGUAUAACUUCCGAUAAAAAAGUCAGUCCUCUUAAGUUAUACCAUUAAACUUCUCAAUCUAUCGAACACCAAGACCAAGGAGACAUUGCAACUUGAUGUUUAUGUUUGUUCUGUUGUAAACAUUUGUAAACAGUUACUGCUCAUUUAGUAUCUGUGCACAACAUAAAUUGUUUUACUGAUAAGGCUGUUUAUGAGAAGUCAUACAAAAAUGAAGUACUAGUAAAUGAUCUAGCCUGCGCCUUCCUACUGAAAAUAUAUUAAAAGUUAUUCAAUGUGUACAUGGAAUUCUGUAUUCACUUAAGUUAUUAUCAGCUACUUUUGUAAACCUUUUUUUUAUACAUAUGUGAGGAGCAAUCGGUAUAAUUACGACUGCUGAUGUGUUUUCGUAAUAUUAAACUGAUGGGGAAUGAAUUCUGAAAUUUGA